AUCAAAGACACGCACAGAGCUGCGGAAGCUCAGUUAAACGGGACCUACGAAACCACUCCUAUUCAGUCUCCCUACAUUACUUCAGCGGUAAAGAAGAUGUCAGCAUCUGUUGUCACCAUAUUUGUUGCUGUCUUCGUGAUAGCCACUGUUAUAGAGGAAGCUCAAGCUGUGUGUUGUAAAGAAGACAAGGCCGGGUGGUGUGCGGACUGUACUGAGACCACUCCAUAUUGUGGAUAUGGGAAGUGUAACAUAUUCGGCUGUGCUUGUGAUGGAGGCUGCAGAAAGGACUGCAACCCCUGGUACAGCGAUUGGCAUCGUCCGCCUUUCUGGCACGGCUAUUACCGAACAUGCGAAUGCCUAAACAAGAGAUCUGUGGAAGAUGGGACCGGGGGAGGUAUUGUCGCUAGAGAUACAUACCUUAAUUGAUGCACAUCUACAUGGGAUUGCAGAGAUGAAAGAAGCUCAGAAGAUACAUAGCGAUAUUCAGAGAAAAUAAAUUCAUGCUGUCGAGUAUAAUAAUAGCAAUUGGUAUUCAACUGGUAUUCUUUGAAUUCCUUUCAUUUUUGAUUUUCACUCAAAUAAAUACUCAGUUUUGAUAAAAUGUUACACCAUCUGCCGUAUUUUUCAUUGAUUUUGUAAGAUGUUGUUAGCGACUUUAACAGGAAAUACAGGUCUUUUAAAGGG
This is a messenger RNA of Lingula anatina, 684 nucleotides long. RefSeq lists its product as uncharacterized. Lineage: Eukaryota; Metazoa; Brachiopoda; Lingulata; Lingulida; Lingulidae. The record is from RefSeq and is a predicted model, not a curated record.